Molecule: messenger RNA, 2269 nt
Organism: Echinops telfairi (small Madagascar hedgehog)
Lineage: Eukaryota; Metazoa; Chordata; Mammalia; Afrosoricida; Tenrecidae
Gene: CREB3L3
Product: cAMP responsive element binding protein 3 like 3
Exons: 10
Coding region: 50-1612 (520 amino acids)
Biological process (GO): regulation of transcription by RNA polymerase II
Cellular component (GO): nucleus
Molecular function (GO): DNA-binding transcription factor activity, RNA polymerase II-specific; RNA polymerase II cis-regulatory region sequence-specific DNA binding
Source: RefSeq, a predicted model, not a curated record
CGCCCCGGCCUUGGAGACCUGGCCAAGGGCUGGAGGAAGAGCAGGGCUCAUGAGUGGGGAUUUAGCCGCGCUGGGAAAGGUGGCUUCUUCUCCCUGUCCCAUGGACCCCAUGGACAGCCUGGAGCUGCUGGACCUCUUGUUCGACCAGCAGGACGGUAUCCUGCGGCAUGUGGAGCUGGGCGGGCGCUGGGACCUUCCGGGCUGUGACCAGCAGGUCCAGCCUGGGCCCAAUCCGGAGGACUUCCUCACCUCUAUCCUGGGCUCUGGCGACUCGGUGCCCAACUCCCCGCUCUGGUCGCCCUCGGCCAGUGACAGCGGCAUCUCUGAGGACCUGACCUCUGACCCCCAAGACACCCCUCCAUGGAAUGGGCCUGCCCCCACCCCUGCCAGCUGCCUCCCCUCGGAGCCUGGUGAGGCACUCUGCCCCUCCUACGGUCCUGGGCCCCCCGGCCCCACCAGACCCCCAGGGCCAGUGACCCCAGUGCUCGAGGGCUCUGUGGCCAUAGACGUGGGCUUGUGGAGCCCAGAAGGACAUCUCUAUCCCAAGGAGCAGGCUAAGCAGGCCGACUCCCCACCUCGCUACAACCUCACGGUGAAAGAGCUCCUGCUUUCGGGCAACAGUGGGGACCUGCAACAGCAUCACCUGGCAGCCCCCCACCUGCUCCGGCCUGGCCCUGGCCACUGCCAGGAGCUGGUGUUGACGGAGGACGAGAAGAAGUUGUUGGCUAAAGAAGGCAUCACUCUGUCCACCCAGCUGCCCCUCACCAAGUAUGAGGAGCGAGUGCUGAAAAAAAUCCGCCGGAAAAUCCGGAACAAACAGUCAGCCCAAGAAAGCAGGAAGAAGAAGAAGGAAUAUAUCGAUUGUCUGGAGACUCGGAUGUCUGCCUGCACCGCCCAGAACCAGGAGCUACAGAGGAAGGUCUUACAUCUUGAGAAACAGAACUUGUCCCUUUUGCAGCAACUGAAGAAACUCCAAACCCUCGUGGUCCAGUCCACCAGCAAGUCGGCCCAGACGGGCACCUGCAUAGCGGUCCUGCUGCUCUCCUUUGCCCUCAUCGUCCUCCCCUCCAUCAGCCCUUUCGCCUCCGACAGCGGCCAGCGCCCCGGGGACUUCACGCCCGUGCGAGUCUUCUCCAGGACACUGCACACCGACGCCACCUCCCGCGUGGCCCCCGACGCCGCGCCAGGUUCCGAGCCCCGGGGACCCCAGCCCGGGGCAGGUUCACACCCAAAAGGGGCUCCAGACACCUCUGGGGCCGAGCGGGGCUCCGGGGACAUGCCAGUGCCGGGCAACUUGACGGCGGCGCUGGACAACUCAUCAGUGACACUGGACAACUCGACGCUGGCGCUGGACAACUCAUCAGUGACACUGGACAACUCGACCCUGGGCAGCUCGACGUUGGCACUGGGCAACUCGACGCUGGGCAGCUUGGCGCUCGACACCUCAAGUGAGGCGCUGGACAACUGGACAGCAGCGCUGGCCUUCUCUACUCUGACGAUGGACACCUUCAAGGAUCUGCUGGGCCUGGCUGCCCUGCUGGGCUGGGUCACACCUGAGACAGGCCCCAGUCCUGGGCGCGUGGGACUGGAGGCAGCCGGAGAGGAGCUGUGAUACCCCCAAGGCUGGUGUCCCGUGCCCCUCUGCCCAGGGACUUGCAGUGGACAGCAAAGAAUAUUGGGCUGGAGGUGGGGCAGACUGCGGCAGAAACAGCCAGCUUGGUUGACCCACCCACGGCUACAGCCCAGCCCACCCUGGGCCCAGCGACGUACGCAGCCUCCCUAAAGAUGGAGGGAACUGCCAGGACUCUGGAAAAGGAUGUUGGGACUGAGGAGAGGGAGACGGGGCGACAGGCAGACUGAGCCACAGAGCCUGCGGACACACUCAGACACACACAGCCACAGCCACGCACACUCAGUCACACACACAGCCCCAGAUAUGAGCAGUUACAUACACCGCAGCCUUCACACUGGCAGCGCCAUACACUCAAUUAUACUGAUAUACACACACACUGAUACACAGACGCACACAGACGCCAUACAUGCAUGUGUACGAUGCAUGCACGCACACCUACACACGUAUCUAUGUAUAGUACACACAUACAUGUAUGUGUGCAUGUAGCCUCAGUGAACCCCACCCCCAGUGCGGUCUGCCGCGCACACGGGGACGCUGGCCCCAGAGAAGGUAUGAGUUUAAGACUACGAGGUGCUCGAUCCGCACCCACCCCUGUUGUAAGGCUGCUGCGACCUCUAAUAAAGGAUUUGUACCGGA